This is a messenger RNA of Fusarium graminearum PH-1, 1191 nucleotides long. RefSeq lists its product as uncharacterized. Gene Ontology annotation, molecular function: protein binding. NCBI's taxonomy places the organism in Eukaryota, Fungi, Ascomycota, Sordariomycetes, Hypocreales, Nectriaceae. The coding region runs from base 1 to 1191 and encodes 396 amino acids. The record is from RefSeq and is a predicted model, not a curated record. The transcript has 2 exons.
AUGACGAAGGAGAUGUGCCACCUUUCUCAGUUUCAAAAGGGAUUCGUCGACCGGUGGUCUUUGCUACACAGCCAAAUAUUCAAGGAUCAGAAGCUCUUUGAGCCGCACAAGACUAAGGCAGUACAUAUCAUGUCAUACUAUGGCUUACCGUGGUAUGACACAGGCCUCUGGGGAGUGAGGCUUGCAGAGAUAAAUGAUGAGGAUCAUUAUGGGCGGACUCCUCUUUCACUGGCCGCGGCUAUGGGUCAUCAUCAUAUCUGUAAGAUCUUGCUUGACAAUGGUGCCAACAUGGGUCAUCGAGAUUAUGUCUAUGGUCAAACUCCAUUGAGUCAUGCCGCAGCAUAUGGCCAUAGGGAAGUUGUCGAGCUUCUGCUCAGCGAAGGGUCUGACUACGACGACAGCAGCAGUGGGGUUACUCCACUGUGGUUAGCAAUUCGCAGUGGUCAUCUAGACAUCGCGGAGCUUCUCCUGCAGGCUGGCGCAAAUCCUAACGCCUCUAGCAUCCAUACUGGUGAAGCAUGCCUGUCCCAUGCUGCCUCUCUUGGACACAUCAGAGCCGCCUACCUACUUCUAGACCGAGGCGCCGAAGUCGAUACACGAGACAAGAAUGGAUGGACUCCGCUUCAUCACGCCGUCAGCCAAGGCCGAAAGAAGACAAUCGAGUUGUUGCUGGGGCUUCUCAAGUCACAAGAACUCUUUAAACUCAAGAACAACCUCUCUAAAGACAAGGGCAAGGGCUCUUGGAUCAAUACCGUCUUGACAGCUAUCGUUAUUUUGGCAUGUUACCAACGUGGUGGCGAGUGGCAGACGCCCCCGGUCGGCAACCAGAACAGCCAGGCGCUGAACACAUGCUCUGAUGGUCAACUGCUUACAAACCGGGGCACCAAUCGACAAAAACACAGGUUGGGUGCAGGAAAGGAUGAGUAUGACGACAAAGAAAACAUCAAAGGUAAUUCGGAGAAAAGACCUCGUCGCUCAGAGCCAAACGGGGACCGUUUCGCCUGUCCAUAUCAUAAGAAGAACCGGGCGAGGUUUACAAGCGGACCCUGCAAUGGAAAGGGAUUUGAGAAUAUUGACCGCCUAAACUCAUCCAUGAUCUUUCAAUCGAUUGGCGGCGAUGUCACGCCUGUAAAAAGCGAUUCCUCCGCGAAGAGCUGGAUGGGCAUAGCCCUUGUGAAAGAAAAGACCUAG